AUGGUGGUUCUUGAGAUGAUUGGAGCAACAAUGUACUCUCCGAAUUGGAUUUAUAAGGAUUUUGAAAGGGAAGAAGUCAUGAGGAUUUUUGGUGAUCAUAUAACCGAAGAAGAAGAGAAAAUUGAAAGGAAAAUGGUAUUGGUUGGUCUGUGGUGCAUUCAGACCAAUCCAUCUCAUCGUCCAACAAUGAUCAAAGUCAUUGAAAUGUUAGAGGGGACUCUAGAGGCUCUCCAGGUUCCACCUAAACCUCUCUUGUGUUUACCUGUAACAACGGUUCCAGAAACUGUUGAAGAUAGUAAUGAGACUUCAAGCGUCUAUUGGCCAAGUCAGUUUGAAAGAGGUACAGUCUCUGGUGAAGAUACUGUUUGCAUUGCUGAAGAAGAAAUAGUUCAAUGUUCCAGCUACUAA
This is a messenger RNA of Eruca vesicaria subsp. sativa (arugula), 408 nucleotides long. The record is from the annotation of a GenBank genome assembly. Lineage: Eukaryota; Viridiplantae; Streptophyta; Magnoliopsida; Brassicales; Brassicaceae.